Molecule: messenger RNA, 453 nt
Organism: Striga asiatica
Lineage: Eukaryota; Viridiplantae; Streptophyta; Magnoliopsida; Lamiales; Orobanchaceae
Source: the annotation of a GenBank genome assembly
AUGUCUUGGAAAAAUUGCUAUGCUCUAAUCAUCUAUGACAGCAGAUUUAUGGGAAUGCUCAAUUGCUUUGCGGGCGUGUUUAGUUUGAAUCUUGAGAAAACUGCAUGCGCCAGGCAGCAUCAUCUGGCAUCUGAUUGUGCUUGCUUGAUACUGCCUGUACAGGCAGUUCUCAAGGCAUCAACCAGACAAGCCCUAGCUGAUGCUGGCUGCUGCAGCUGCAGCACUAGCUACAGUCAGCAUUCUGGAUUGCAGGUUGGAAGAGGUGCUGGAGGAUUACACCCGACGAGAAGUCCUUGGUCGUGGAACCUGGAGCAUCCGCCACCGUGUUUUUGGCUGGAACCUCCUCUGCCGCCGUGUCCGCUGCCGUAUUUUCGGACAACCUGGUCGUGGUCGUCCGAAAAAAUCAAUAGGCCUCAUUUUCAAGUUGCCACGGUUGCCCUGAGAGAAACACAG